GAAUGUUUGAACAAGACCUAUAGAGAGAAAAGGAAGGUUUCAAAUCAAUGUGCACAUGAUUCAUUCAUUUUUCGAGGUAUAAGAGAUAUUUCACUUCUGGUUUUGGUGUUAUCUGAAAUAUGGAUUACAAGCCGUUGGUAUUCCUUGUCUUUAUAAGUCUAGCUAUCGCUAAAAAGGAAGAGAGGGAGGUAGUUCUCGACAUCAACAAACUGAGUGCCUUUGUUGGGGAGACUGGUCUACAAAUCCGAUGUCACGCCGAUGGGAAGACAAUCGUGGACCCAACAUGGAUGAUCAUCGAGUUCGCCGGGUUUCAGUCAAAACGCCCGAUGUUGUACCUGUUCAAGAAAGGAGAGAGUGAGACCAUUGAAUGGGGCCAGGAAUUCAAUGUCACUCAGCUACAGAGCCAUAUUGCUGUCACUGGUCAGCUAAAGGGAUCCCAGUCCUUUCUACAGCUAGACUUCAGUCACGUAGCCUGUGGGGAUGGCGGUCGGUACACGUGUUCAUAUGGAGGCCUCGACAAGCAGGGGAAACUCAGGAAGUUUUCCAUGUCCGGGGAUUUCAUCGCUCAAACUAUUGAUGGCGGGCCACCCCAGGUUACCGUUAAUGACAAAGUUACCAAAUCUUUCGAAUCGCUCAAAGUAUCUCCCGGCGAAAAAAUUCACCUUGUUUGCGAAGGUGACGUGGGGAAACCACGCAUUCCCGUGUUUUGGAUUCUAGACGAGAUUCCUAAACCUCAGAGAGUUUUAGACGAGAAAGACGGCGUAAAACAAGGUCUUUCGAUCAUACCAGAUGAUAACCUAUGUUCGUUCAGAUCACGGGUACAUCUUUACUACGAAAUGAAGAAUAGCAUGGCCAUAAUAACGUGUAAAAUAGCUUUCCGACAGGUCCAUAUUUUUCUUCACCCGUAACUUAUUUCUCAGCAAAGGCGACAGACUUUGGACAGUACUCGGAUGGAGGCAGUAGAUAAUCUUAUAACCAAUUAUCGAGACACUGAUUGAGAAAACUGUGGCGGUUGUGAAUUCUAUUUAGAGUUUACAGUGGUUGAAUUAUUCCAAAUAUUGUAGCUGAUGGAUAUCGGAAAUAGAUACCCGUUUUAAUUAAUCAAUAUUAAACAUUGAUUCCUUCUUGCAUUG
Molecule: messenger RNA, 1133 nt
Organism: Magallana angulata
Lineage: Eukaryota; Metazoa; Mollusca; Bivalvia; Ostreida; Ostreidae
Exons: 4
Coding region: 120-908 (262 amino acids)
Source: RefSeq, a predicted model, not a curated record